ACAACACUUAAUUGAUCUGAAUUGAUCCUGCUAUCACUUUACACACAAAAAAAAGAAGAAGAAGAUAUUCCUCCUAAUUAAUUAGGCCCAAAAGGGCCAGGCGACAAAGGAAUAGGAUAUAAAAUCAGACUAGAGGUCAUAUCAAAUCAUAUUACUUGUUUGUUUCAAGCUUCAACAAUGGCUAGGCCAGUUGAACCGCUGGUGGUGGGGAGGGUGAUCGGAGAUGUGCUCGACAUGUUUGUACCAGCUGCUGAAUUGAUAGUACAAUAUGGGUCAAAACAGGUCGGAAAUGGUUGUGAGAUAAAGCCAUCCCAUUCUGCUCACAAGCCUGCGGUUCGCGUAAAUGGCUCUCGUGGCCGUGCCGCCAGUCUCUUUACCCUUGUUAUGGUCGAUCCUGAUGCGCCAAGUCCAAGUGAUCCGACUUUCAGAGAGUGGCUUCAUUGGAUUGUGGUGAACAUCCCAGAGGGUGGGGAUGCCUCCGAAGGCAAAGAAUUGGUAGCAUACCAAGGGCCUCAGCCACCAGCGGGUAUCCACCGCUACGUGUUUGCGCUUUUUAAGCAGAGAGGAAGAAUGGAAAAGCCAAAAACGCUACCAGAACCCCGUCACAACUUCACCACUCGACAAUUUGCAAGCCAUAAUGAACUCGGACUUCCUGUUGCUGCCGUAUAUUUCAACUCACAGAAGGAACCAGCUGGAAAUAGGAAACGUUGAUGCCUUGUCUGAAAGCGUGCUAGUUCCUGUUUUAUCCUCCAGCAUGCAUGGUAUAGAACUGGGAAUGUAUAGGUGGUUGUAUAAUCUGUGUGCUGUUUGUGUUCGUUUUGGUCAUUAAGAGCUUCUUAAGGGAUGUGCAACCGCAGUCAAGUUUUUAUUUUUAGUUUAUCUUCUUGUACGUACGUGUCAUUGUAGUAUCUAAAUUGGGUAGUACGUAUAAUAUAAUUCGAAGCGCUAUUUAAAAAUAGCCUUUUACUUUUUUAAGUGGAUUGAGAGGUCUUGAAUUCAGAAUCUUUUUUAUGUACGUGUGUAGAAGAUUCGCUCCAGGACAAUCCGAGAUAUGAACAUGUAUUGUAACAUUGACGUGCUUAUUUAUAUCACUUUUAUAGUUUUACCUA
This is a messenger RNA of Coffea arabica (coffee), 1109 nucleotides long. The record is from RefSeq and is a predicted model, not a curated record. Lineage: Eukaryota; Viridiplantae; Streptophyta; Magnoliopsida; Gentianales; Rubiaceae.